AUGCAAAUGAAAUGGAAAUCCAUAUUUCAAAAAUUAAAAAGUGAGCUUGCCCUAGAUCAUACGAUUUCUAAUAAUCUAGAAAAUGCUAGUGGAACGCCACACUUUAAUUUCAACGCGGGAAGAUUUCACGUGAGGGAACGUGAUAACGGAGCGAUAACACCUCCCUAUGCGCGAUUUAAAGUCAGACGUACCAGCAGAGAUAAGGAAGAAAAUUAA
Acaulospora morrowiae is the source of this 216-nucleotide messenger RNA. The record is from the annotation of a GenBank genome assembly. NCBI's taxonomy places the organism in Eukaryota, Fungi, Glomeromycota, Glomeromycetes, Diversisporales, Acaulosporaceae.